Molecule: messenger RNA, 390 nt
Organism: Aspergillus melleus
Lineage: Eukaryota; Fungi; Ascomycota; Eurotiomycetes; Eurotiales; Aspergillaceae
Exons: 2
Coding region: 1-390 (129 amino acids)
Source: RefSeq, a predicted model, not a curated record
AUGCCCGCUCCCGGGGAGCUUGGGUCGGCGCACGAUGAUGUCAAGAAAUAUUGGCCAAAGAGGCAAUGGCCCCUGGGUUGGGAGAUUUGUGAGCAGUAUUUCAGUACGAGUGAGAUUGAGAGAGAAGUGCAGGGGGAGUGUGGGAAGGAAGGGAAGUUUUAUACGAUACAGAUGCUUGUCGUGAGUAGUGGUUACGAGGGUCAGAACGUGGAGCAGGGCCUGGUGCAUUGGGGAGUUAAGCAGGCUGCAGUUGAAUGCAUGCCUGUGUUGGCGAUUGCGACUCCGCAUCAGAAAGAACUGUAUGAGAGCCAUGGAUUCCAGGUGAAGAGAAAGGUGGAGGUGAAACCGGGUCAUGAGAGGGUUUACUUGGUGAAGGAUACUGCAGUUUGA